CAUACUGGCUGCAGAGAGAUGCGGUCUACGACAACAUUUAUCGCUGAUGGAGUCUGAUCAUGGAUGUGGAGUUUGGCCCUAAUGAGGAAGAUGUAAACUUCGUCUUGGCUCAAGAAUCCUCAGAGCUCCAUCAGAUCCUUAGCCGUCAGUCACCAGCAGUCAUAAUGGAGUUAUGUCAAAUGAUGCCCGGUGGUGCUGGGUUGACCAUCGACCAGCUGCUCCUCUCUAGCUCUGCAGCAGCAGCAGCCAUGUUGGACUACUUCAAGAGUGCCAGCGCUGCACAUUGCCGCCGCUUUCUUCAGAGUGUGUGUUUGUUAUGCGAGAACAUCCCCAUGCAUCUGGAGUCACGGCUCAUGUCAGUGGCAGGAUAUGCAACCAGCGAUGACACGCAGUCUCCACCAACAGAACCAGUGUCUCUGAAACACUCAGAUGGAUGUGAAAUUUCCAGCUGCAGUGUAACAGAAGAGAAGCUGCCAUCGCCUCCUGCAGAGCAGCUGUUCAUCAAACGCCCACGGAUUGAUUACUGGGAACAGUGCAUUGCUGCAGUCAUAAGUAUGCUGCUGGGGAGGUGGAAGCGACUGACAGAGCACCUGGUACAGGAUGUCCAGCUGGAGAAUGUGUGGAUCAGCCUGAGAACAGCCAGCAGAAGCAGGGAGAAACCAGACCAAACCCCUGGGUCAGCAGAUAGAGGGGGCAGAACGCCGGAGCCUGAUUUGGAUUAUGGAUCUCUGGAGUCUCGAGUGACAUUGGAGACCUUCCUCCAAGGAUGUGCAGGAAAGGUGACAGUUCUCGUGGGCCAGGCCGGAUCAGGAAAAACUCUGCUCACAUCUUGUUUAGGACAGCAGUGGGCACGACGCCUUGGCUUUAUUCCAACAUCAUACCUGUUUGUCCUGCUAGAGUUUCGUCAGCUCAACUUACUGUCACGCCCUCUCUCCCUGUCCGACUUACUCUUCCAUCUCUACCUCCCUCCCAAUUGGGGCCAUGAGGAAAAGCGAGCCAUUUUGGAUUACCUCCUUUCUAAUCCAGAGCAAAGCUGCUGGGUGCUGGAUGGAUAUGAUGAGUUUCACAGCAAGGUUGCAAAACAAGAGGUGCAAAGGGAACCGUUGGACCCGUACACACCUCUUCCUGUCGCAGACCUCAUCUCAGGGUUGUUAAAUCGUCAGCUUCUCCCAGGGUGCACUGUGGUGGUCACCUGUCGCUCACGAGACGUCAUCGAUUUGGAAGGAAUAUCAGAUAAAGUGGGGCAGCUGGUGGGGUGGGACCAGCACCAGAUCAAGGAGUAUGUGGGCAACUUCCUUGUAAAAGGUCACUCAACAAGCAGAGCUCUUGGAGUCCAGGCAAAAGAUCUCCUUCUUUCUAAUCGACACCUCCUUGCCAUGUCGUCCCUCCCUGCCCUCUGCAACAUCUGCUGCAUCUGUCUGCAGUAUUUACUGCUGGAAGGUAAAGAGGAACAGACAAGAGCUACAUCUGGAGACAGGGGGGGAGCGAGAGGAAGCGAAGAAAGGAAAGACGUCAUGGAGAAGGAGGUAAAACAAGUGCAGAUUCGAGGAGGAACAAGAGGAGGGCGCGAAGACGUAAUGAUGGACGGAACAAAUGGCAGACCCAACCUACCUCCCACACUACCCCAGAUACCCUGCACACUCACCCAGGUCUACCUCACUGUCCUUGGUGCAUAUCUGAGCCAUGACCGUGAGAAAGGAGGGAGAAAUGUCAAGCCAAAGACGGCAAGCUUUCCACACAGCACUGUGCCUGUGCUGACCACCCUGGGGCAGUAUCAGUAUGAGUUGUCUGAGCUGAGUCAGCUGGCCUGGAGAGGAUUAGAGAAAGGCAACAUCCUCUUUCUGGAAGAACACAUUCCUCAGGAGGUUCUGAAAUUUUCACUCAGGAUAGGGCUCCUGUCAAAGGUGGAGCUCAGACGGGAAGACGGGAUGGAUCUCAACGCCUACUGCUUCGUCCAUCUGACCGUACAGGAGUUUUUGGCUGCACUCAGAAUCAUGACCAGUAAUGAUGUUAGCGACGCAGAGCUCAAGAAGCGAUUCAGCCUGAAAACCCGCUGGAUGACCAGGUCAGACCAGAGGACAGUCUUCACUGACUCCCUGUACCAGUAUGUAUGUGGUCUAGCGUCCUCACACUGCACCCAGACCCUCGUUCAAUUAGCCAGGACUUCUGGUGGAACUGGAGGUCAAACUUGGGUCCAAAAACGGCAAGCCCUUGUUCUGAACCUUCUCACAAAACUGUGUCAAAACAACACCCUGACUGGACCAAAGGUAUUGGAGCUUUGCCACUGUGUCCAGGAGAGCCAAGACCACCAACUGGCCAAGCUGGUUGUGGAUACAAGAACCAACCUGGAGCUACGCAAUAUCCGGCUGAUACCUAAAGAUAUCGAUGCUCUGGCUUUUGUAGCUAACUCAGUGGGUGAUAAUGGCAUCGGUUUGGACUUUGGGGCAUGCUCAAUGGAUUUGGAGUGCUUAGAUGUUCUGCCCAGCUGUCGGUACAUUCGACACCUCAGUUUUCAUAGCCGGAAAUACGGUGACAAGUUUGCCAAGAAGCUGUCUUCCACUUUGCCUCAGUUCAAAAACUUGAGAAAACUAGAGUUUUGUGGUGCCAGCCUGACUGCCACAGGAGCAGAUAGUUUGGCUUCUGCUCUACAAAAAUGUCCAGACAUCACUGAAGUCAACCUGAGCGACAACAACCUGAAAGAUGUCGGGAUUAAACACAUAGCUGAUAUCUUUACCAAACUACCACGACUGGUCUCUGUCAUGCUGGGUCGAAACAACACCUCCCUGGCUGCAGUGGACUUCCUCAUAGGGCAGAUGUCUUCAUGUUUGAACAUCCAACGUAUUUAUGCAGAUGGGAUGAAAGAAGUGACAGUAUCUUUCUGCCAAAACUCUGAAAUGACCAGACAUAAAAGCAAGUCUAAACUAAGAAUCAGCUUGUUGAACCAGAAAUGGAGCAAGUCUGAGAUGCAAAGAGUUGCAAAAUCGUUGGCGUGUUGCCCCACCUUGUCUGUCCUGGAUCUGUCUGGAGGCCAGUGGGAUGUGGAAACUCUGAAGAUACUGACUCAGUUUUUGCCCAAGUUCAGCGUCACCAAAAAGAUCAUUUUGGAUGACAGCUGCUCUUCAGUGAAGGGUUUGGUUGUUCUGACUGCUCUGCUGUCUGAUUGUCCUGCUGUGACGCAGCUGCUUAUCAGACUACAGAGCCCUGUCCAGGUGUCUAUGUUAUUCUUUGAAGAGACACAACAACCUGCAAAUGAAAUAUCUAAAACACUCUGUCUCAGCUGCUGUGAACUGCGCCCUGCUGAUCUGCAGAAUGUGUGGAAGAGUUUGGGAACCUCUUCUGAUCUCACAGUAUUGGAUCUGUCCAGUAACUGCUUAGGCAACAAAGGUCUGAGCAAUUUGGUGGAUGCCCUGCCUCGUCUCAGCAACAUCCAAGAAAUCAAUGCCAGUAACAAUGGCAUCGGCAUGGAGGGAGUGGUGUUGCUGGCUGGUGCUUUGUGCUCCCAUAACAACUUAACACAAAUUCACAUCAGUGAUGGGGGCAGAAAGCAAGUGAUCCUGAAGUUCUGCUCUGAAAAAAGCGAUGACAAGCAACAGCUGAAGAUGUUCAGGAUCCACAACAGCAGCCUGCUGCCCACUGAUAUGACUCAGCUGUGCAGGAGAUUGAUCAAGUGUUCCUCCCGUUUGGAGUUAGAUUUGUCUCACAGCUUAUUGAGAGACGAGGCUAUUGUGAAUCUGCUAAAAGUCCUGCCCAAGAUGGUGUCACUGCAGAGACUCAAUGUCAGCCACAGUAUUAAAUCUACAGCCGGAGCUUUGAAGCUGAUCAACUGUUUGACUGGUAGUGGAAGAGUCACAGCAGUGGAGCUCAGGCCUCAGAGUGAAUCCUUCAUUCAUUUUGACGAGGUGAAAGCAGAACAAGCCAGCUGCAGGUUCACUCAUUUCAGCCUAAACAGUGAGAACAUGGAGCUACUGCUGGACAUCCUACAGCAUGGUCCCCAACUGUCUGACUUAGAUUUGUCAAGUAACCAACUCGAUGAUGAAGCAGUGAAACAUUUGGUGGAGUCUCUACCAAAGCUUAACAUCACCAGAUAUAUCAAUCUGAGCAACAACAGACUUACCCAGCAGGGGUUGUUGGAUGUGGCCAGCACACUGUGUACCUGUGACAACGUCUCUGCUGUAGAAGUUGGCUUGGGAGCUGAGGAGAGGUGUCUCAUCUGGUUCGGACAAUGCGGGGGUUGCCAAAAAACUCUGAGUAUCAGAGGGAGAAGUUUGGAACGUCACCAUCUGGUCAGAUUAGCAGAGAUGAUGUCUAACUGUCCCCGUCUGACCAAACUGGAGUUCAAGAACAACGAGCUGAAGUCAGAGUGGAUUGAGCAUUUUGUCCAAGUGUUGAACAGCAGUCAGAGAGACUGCAUUCUCAGUUUUGAGGAGCGUUGGAUCAGAUCUGUGGAAGCUGUUCGUUUGGUGUGUCGCUGUCUGGAGCUUAACAGCAACAUACGAGCAAUCAGGGUGCACCACAACACGCUACACCUGUCUUUGAUGAAAUCCACCCAACAGACUUCAGUGAGCGCUGACUCGGCAGAUCCAGCUCCAUCAAUGGCUACAGAGAAAAUAGGCCUUGUGGACUGUGAAGUACAUGACUACCAUAUUGCAGCUAUGAGCAGCAUCAUCCAGAGGUGUCCUUUACUGAGAGAGUUGGAUUUUUCAAACAACAGCCUGAGUUUAAAUGGAGCUGAGUUCCUCUGUUCUGUUCUUCCCUCACUACCAAAACUCACUUCUCUCAGCAUUGGCUCCAAAGUGGGGGUUAUGGAUGAGAAGCUCUCGGAGGCCUUGCUGCAGUCUACAGCCAUUCAGAGCUUAAAUUUAUCAGGUCAUUCCAUUUAUGACCCAGCAGCUCAGAUUAUCACCAAAGUGUUGCACCGUCUCAGAUCACUCAAUCUGUCACAUUGUAGAUGGACAGCAACUGCAGGGCUGCUGCUUGUCAAAACACUGGGACAGUGUGUCAGUCUGGAAGAACUUCGUCUGGAGUCUGUGCACCUGGUUGAGAACAGCAGAUUGACUCUGGCCCAAGCACUGAGGAAUACCCGCUGCCUACGCAGUCUCAAACUAAAUAAGAUUGCCACAGAAAUGGGACCACCAGAAACAAACGCUGUACUGGAUCUCCUAUCUUCUAUGGAGGAACUGACACGAAUGGAGGAGAUAGAGUUGGAGGGAUGGAGGAUGGCUGAUACAGGAGCAGAAUGGCUCAUCAGACUCCUUCCUAUCUGGACAGAACUCAGGAAGAUCAGUCUAUCAGACAACCAUAUCAGUGAUCAAUCAGGAGAGAAGCUGCUAGAGGCUUUGAGGAUCUGCUGUCACCUGGAGGAGCUCCAUCUGUCUAAGAACAGUCUGGGUGACCUCACUGCUGCCAAGAUGGCCCUCAUUCUGCCAUCACUAACACACCUCACUGUCUUAGAUGUUUCAGAAAACAAAAUUGGAUGUGAAGGGUCGGUGAGUCUAUCCAAAGCAAUAAUGGGCACAAAGAACCUCACCAAGAUUAAUCUGACUGCUGUCGGCACACCAGAGCUAUGUGCUGUGGUUGCCAAUCUGGCUCACUGUCCUCUCAUACAGGAUGUGGGUCUGGGGUGGAAUGGUUGUGGUGAUGAAGUAGUGUUGGAGUUAGCCAGAGUUAUGCCUCUCUGUCAGAAGAUGACCAGAAUCGAUCUGGAAUGCAACAGUGUGAGUGCUGCUGGAGUGGAGGCUCUGGUUAAAGCCUUGCAGUCAUGUCCUGCUCUGCAGCUCAUCAGGUUGUGGAAAAACACAGUCCCUUCCAAUGAAGCCCAGCAGCUCAGUCUGAAGGACAGGAGGUUGAACUUCUCACCCACCCUAAUGUGAUCUAUAUUGUUGGACCACUGAUGGCUUUCUGAUCAUUAGUGUCAGCAGAGGUGAUUUACUGCUCAAGUACAGCAUCACUUCUGAGUUUGAACUUUUUGCUCUGCAGAAUGACAAUCAGAAAGCAUGAACAAUGAUCAUACAGUAAGUGCUGAAAAGACCACUGUGUGGUCUACUUUAGAAGAGAACUCAUUUAGAUAAAGUAAAGACUGCUUUAGGAAACAAAUAUAGGACCUGUAAAAAGAAAUCAAAAGACAACAUCUAAUUUUAAGUAAAUGUUCAUGUAUGACUUUGCACUUAAAGGCCUCUAGUUGGACUUUGGCCUGUGAGAAUUACUACAGUAUAUGCAGACAGACUACGUUGUCACUUUGCACUGUGAUGUGUUUACAAUAAUUAGAGGCCACAUUCGUGAAAACACAACAAAUCAUAAACUCACAGUGAAGGAAGAGUUAAGAGGGAGGACACCUCUCUCUAUCAUUAGCUCUCAUGGUCAUUUUAGGUUGUGGUCUCUAUACAAUUUGCGUAUUUAUUUCUGCUGUUAAAAAACUGAAAUGUUUUGUUUUGAAGUUAUUUAUACUGCAUUUGUGACAUACUAAGUCACAUUUGUACAUGAAAAUAAUAUUUAACAUUGAAUGAGAACUAUUGAUUAUAUUGCUGUUUGUGGUUUCAUCACUGAUACAGUUAUGGUCUAGUUUCUGCGUACCUUAUUUUCUUUUUAUUAUAAUAUCUUCAGGUUUUGGAAUUUUAAGUUGCACAGACUGAAAUAUACUGAGCUUACUGUCUGAUGUGAAGAGUGAUGACGUGUUUUUUAAAGAUGAAUAUUCAGGUUGAAGUUUGAGUUCUCACAUGGCAAAUUACCUGUAUGCUUUACAGUCAUUUUGACUUGCACUGAUAUGCCAAAUAUAAAUUAAAAAAAAGUUUC
Messenger RNA from Scomber japonicus (chub mackerel), 6789 nucleotides. RefSeq names its product NLR family, CARD domain containing 5 (gene nlrc5). NCBI's taxonomy places the organism in Eukaryota, Metazoa, Chordata, Actinopteri, Scombriformes, Scombridae. Gene Ontology annotation, molecular function: protein binding. The transcript has 56 exons. The record is from RefSeq and is a predicted model, not a curated record. The coding region runs from base 60 to 5870 and encodes 1936 amino acids.